AUGUCUGUUACUACUACAUCGACCGGCACCGCCGCCUCCGCCUCCUCCAGCUGCACCAACAUGCUCUACGACAUCCCCGUCCACGAUGCCGCCUGCGCCAUGCCCAUGCGCAACAACAACUCCGCCAUCAUGAGCAGCUGCUGUGGCUCCGCCUCCGUCGUCUCCUACGAUAGCUGUGACUACUACUGUCUGGCUCAGGACCAGACCGUCGGUACUCUCGCUGAGUGUCUCAUCAAGGCCUCCGAGGCCGGUGAGGUCUGGUGUAACACCAACGCCAAUGCUACUGCUACCGGUAGCGUCCCUACUACUGGUGCUGGUACUGUUGUCUCGACUGCCACUGCCACUGGUGGCUCUUCUAGCACUGGUUCGAGUACUUCGAGCGGUUCGACUGCUUCUUCGACUAGUGGUGCUGGACUGGCGGUUACUAAGAAGAGUGUGGGUGUGUUGGCGCUGUUGUUCUUUGGUUCGACUGCGGGUUUCUUGUUGUAG
Aspergillus niger is the source of this 489-nucleotide messenger RNA. RefSeq lists its product as uncharacterized. The transcript has a single exon. NCBI's taxonomy places the organism in Eukaryota, Fungi, Ascomycota, Eurotiomycetes, Eurotiales, Aspergillaceae. The record is from RefSeq and is a predicted model, not a curated record. Bases 1 to 489 code for a protein of 162 amino acids.